Molecule: messenger RNA, 6543 nt
Organism: Loxodonta africana (African savanna elephant)
Lineage: Eukaryota; Metazoa; Chordata; Mammalia; Proboscidea; Elephantidae
Gene: SEH1L
Product: SEH1 like nucleoporin
Exons: 9
Coding region: 97-1368 (423 amino acids)
Biological process (GO): positive regulation of TORC1 signaling; cellular response to amino acid starvation
Cellular component (GO): nuclear pore outer ring; Seh1-associated complex
Molecular function (GO): structural molecule activity; protein binding
Source: RefSeq, a predicted model, not a curated record
GGUCCCGGCGAACGUUGGUGCGCACGUGUCCUCGACGCAGCCUAUUUCUCUGAAAGCGCAAGAGGCAAACGGUGUAGGCGCGUGCCUGGCGGAGCCAUGUUUGUUGCGCACAGCAUUGCUGCGGAUCAUAAAGAUCUCAUCCACGAUGUUUCUUUCGACUUCCACGGGCGGCGAAUGGCGACCUGCUCCAGUGACCAGAGCGUCAAGGUCUGGGAUAAAAGUGAAAAUGGGGAUUGGCAUUGUACUGCUAGUUGGAAGACACAUAGUGGAUCUGUGUGGCGUGUGACAUGGGCCCAUCCUGAAUUUGGACAGGUUUUGGCUUCCUGCUCUUUUGACCGAACAGCUGCUGUGUGGGAAGAAAUUGUAGGAGAAUCAAAUGAUAAACUGCGAGGACAGAGCCACUGGGUUAAGAGAACAACUCUAGUGGAUAGCAGAACAUCAGUUACUGAUGUGAAAUUUGCUCCCAAGCACAUGGGUCUUAUGUUAGCAACUUGUUCAGCUGACGGCAUAGUAAGAAUAUACGAGGCACCAGAUGUUAUGAAUCUUAGUCAGUGGUCUCUGCAGCACGAGAUCUCAUGUAAGCUAAGCUGUAGUUGUAUUUCCUGGAACCCUUCAAGCUCUCGUGCUCAUUCCCCCAUGAUAGCUGUAGGAAGUGAUGACGGUAGUCCAAAUGCAAUGGCCAAAGUUCAGAUUUUUGAAUAUAAUGAAAACACCAGAAAAUAUGCAAAAGCAGAAACUCUUAUGACCGUCACUGAUCCUGUACAUGAUAUUGCAUUUGCUCCAAAUUUGGGAAGGUCAUUCCACAUUCUAGCUGUAGCAACCAAAGACGUAAGGAUUUUUACAUUAAAACCUGUGAGGAAAGAACUUACUUCCUCUGGUGGACCAACAAAAUUUGAAAUCCAUAUAGUGGCUCAGUUUGAUAAUCACAAUUCUCAAGUCUGGCGAGUGAGUUGGAAUAUAACGGGGACAGUACUAGCAUCUUCAGGGGAUGAUGGCUGUGUAAGAUUGUGGAAAGCUAAUUAUAUGGACAAUUGGAAGUGUACUGGGAUUUUGAAAGGUAAUGGGAGCCCAGUCAGUGGGAAUUCUCAGCAGGGAAACUCAAAUCCUUCCCUAGGCUCAAAUAUCCCAAAUCUACAAAAUUCAUUAAAUGGAUCUUCCGCUAGCAGGUAUUUCUUUCCCCCUCUGGAUUCCCCACAGGCUGGAUCGAGAUGGUCCAGUUAUGUCCAGCUCCUUCCUCCUCCUCCUCCUCCUCCUCCUCUGGUAGAGCACUCUUGUGAUGCUGACACUGCCAAUCUCCAGUAUCCUCACCCUCGCAGACGAUAUCUCUCUCGGCCUCUUAACCCCUUACCUGAGAGUGAAGGAGUUUAAAACACUGAUUUAACAUUUUAAAGGCCUAUUCAAAUGCUUGUAAAUGCUUCCAUUCCUGGCUGCUUUUUGUUUUUCUUCAUUUUCUUUCAGAAGAUUUUUCUAAUUUAGGAUCUGUCUUGCAUGUAUUACAACCAGAACACAGUGUUUGAAACCUAAAUGUGUUUGGUGCUUCUGCGUCAAAGGAACAUUUGCCUCAUUGAGUGAUAACCUUUAAUGAAAUAAGAUAUGUACAAGCAACAUUAGUUGUGAGUUACACACAGUAGCUUACUUCCAAGUGCCUGUUCUGUAAGCUUUACUUUGAACUGUAACAGCCUUUAGUUUCCGGUUAAUGUGAAACUAUGUCAUUACGAAGUUUGCUCUGACUUUGAGACAUAUUAAGAAAUAUUUUUCAUUUUACAGGUUAAUGUUACAACUGACUAGUAUGUAAAAUAAAUCAUUUCUGUGUAUAAAGCAGCAAAACACUAUGGACUGGUCUUUUUUUUUUUUUUUUUAAGGAAAUUGCCUUUCAGUACUUGGAAUUACUGUCUAAAGCUUUUGUAAUUAUUAUCCUAGUGGGUUAUUUAAUAAAAUAUAUUUUAAAAGUAAUGAAUCUUUUGUCUUAUAAAAAUAGAAUGUAUUUUAUUUAAUAGUCGAUAAGGCUUAUCAUGUCAGUAAAAUAAAACAAAAUUAGGGGAUGAGCAUGACAUUUAAAGUGUAGAAAAUCAAUAGGUAAAGCUAACAUCUACAACUGACAGAUGCUGACUUUUAAUUUACUUAGACAAAACUAGAAUAUACCAUUUUCUAAAAUAUCUUAAAAUUUGAGAUCAGAAUAUAUUUGACAAUAAUUAUGGUAAGAUGAUUAAAACUCUGGGGCUAGUGUUAUAUAUAUAUAUUUGGUUCAGUUUUCUCAAGAGUUGUCAAGGACUUAACCUCCUUCAGGGCUAAAGACAUUUUGAACAGCCUUUCGUAUGUCUCUGAUUACACUUAGAUGACACAGUUGUUAUAACUAUAAGCUCAUUUUAGAAGACACCUUUCCUAUGAAUAGUGUCUGUCCAUCAGAUCUUCUUGACAUGCAGAGGAUAAAGAACUGAUAAAAUAUAUUCCCUUAAUUUUAAUAUAAGGAGCAUUUGAGUUUUUUUUUUUUUUGUAUCUAGUUAUUAAAAUAAUUUCUGCAAGGUUAACAUUCCAAAUAUUAAAAAAAAAAAAAACCUCUUUUCAGAUAAUUCUCAAAGACCUUUCUUCUGUUGAGGAAUUUGUUUUAGACUUGUAGAUUUGUUUAGGCUCAAAGUAAAGAAUCGAACUUACAGACAGAUCUAGCGGAGAAUUAAGAAUUCAUGUCCUUGAGGUUUCAGCCAUUAUAGAGGUUAGAACGGGACAGUGAAUUGAGUGGUUACUAUUCCAGUUUAGUUUAAUGAAUAUGGAACACCUACUAUGUCCAAGAUACUAUGUCCAAGAUGCUACGCUAAACAGUCUCAGGUAUGUAAAAAGCACAUAAACUCGUUCUAAUGGGAGAAAACAUUUACAGAAUUUACAAAAGGUAGCGGGGUUUAUCUUUGUAAUAAAGGUAGAAAGAGUAUAGCAGGUAUAAAGGAGAGUGACUUUUUUUAGCUAGCAGGGUUGGGGAGUGAUGUGGGACUUCAGCAGGUGACUUAGUGGAGCAGGAGGAAGGUAGGAGUUCCUUCCAAGGUGAUCCAGAGGUAAAAGGAUGGGAGUGUUCAGGGAACGUGAUGUAAAUAAUGCAACUGAAAGUAAAACUAGGGUACAUUUAGGGAACUAAAAACCCAAAAACAUAUUGCUGUUGAGUCAAUUAUGACUCAUAGUGACCGUAUAAAAAAAAAAUUUUUUUUUUUUCAGAGUAAAACUGCCCCAUAGGGCUUCCAGGGAGCACCUGGGGAUUUGAACUGUUACCUUUCGGUUAGCCGAUUGCUGGGUGUUAUAGAGGAGUGACUUGAAGGUGUUUAUGGAGGAAGGAAAUUUAUUGAGUCAGGUAGCAGGGGUACAAGAUGAAAUACAGUCUGAAAUGCAAAGACACGUCCCAGCAGUUCACCUCCAAAUGUGUGGUCUCAGUGUAGAUUGGGGUUUAAGGUACUAUGUGAAAGAACUGUUAACCAGUGAGUUGUAUUGGCCAAUAAAUGAGAGACUGAGGUGGGAGAACAAAAAAAGAAAAAAAAAAGGUACCUUUAUUUCAUUGUACAAGGAAAUGGAGUCAAUCCCUGCUUACAGCUGCCAAGACUGCUUCCCAAGGGCUGGCAGGCAGGUUACUUUUAAAGGGGUUUAUAAGUAUGGAGUUCAUACACAUUACAUCAGCAACGUUCUUAAUCAUACUACUCAUACUAUGCAGGCGCAAUGGGGUUUACAUAUAACCUCCUAGCAAAAGCAGGCUCCAAAUGCAAAGCUGAGCUGGGGGAGCCCAGCAAAGGAAAGGAUUUUGCAAUAUAAUACUGCAGGGAAGGAAGCAGGUAAAGAGUACAGCACCUUAGGCAUUCUGUCUCACUCCUGCCCUUUUCUUUUGGACAUUGGUCAGUUCUGUCUCACUCCUCCCGUUUUCUUUUGGACAUUGGUCAGUUCUGUCUCACUCCUGCCGUUUUCUUUUGGACAUUGGUCAGUUCUGUCUCCUCCUCCCGUUUUCUUUUGGACAUCGGUCAGUUCUGUCUCACUCCUGCCGUUUUCUUUUGGACAUUGGUCAGUUCUGUCUCACUCCUCCCGUUUUCUUUUGGACAUUGGUCAGUUCUGUCUCACUCUUCCCGUUUUCUUUUGGACAUUGGUCAGUUCUGUCUCACUCCUGCCGUUUUCUUUUGGACAUCGGUCAGUUCUGUCUCACUCCUGCCGUUGUCUUUUGGACAUCGGUCAGUUCUGUCUCACUCUUGCCGUUUUCUUUUGGACAUUGGUCAGUUCUGUCUCACUCCUGCCGUUGUCUUUUGGACAUUGGUCAGUUCUGUCUCACUCCUGCCGUUGUCUUUUGUACAUUGGUCAGUUCUGUCUCACUCCUGCCGUUGUCUUUUGGACAUUGGUCAGUUCUGUCUCACUCCUGCCGUUGUCUUUUGGACGUUGGUCAUUCAAGAUCACUGUCCAUUUUGAACUAUAGCCUGGCUUGGAAUUGUUUGGCAUAUUUUCAGAGAGGAACAAAUAUUGGACCUAGGCCUUUCAUUGUGGGUGCUGGCCUUUUGUUGGUUUAUAACUGACUGUUUACUAAGUAUUAAAAGAAAAAGUGGCUUUUUUAUGCCCUGUUUGUGUAAUGUCUCCCUAAGAGAUUCUUUUCCCCCCCCCCCCCAAGAUUGUCUUAGCUAUUGCCUUUGUACCUCAGGGCCCAGUUGAUGUGUCUUUAUGAGUCUUUGUGAGUCCAGUUCCAGCUUUGUCACAUUCUCUGUGCUCAAGGACAGGGAAUAAUGAUUUCAAUAUUAUUUUCUAAAUCAUUCCCUCAUGAUUGGAGAUUGGAGAUGAGAAAUCAAUGGUCAAUACUUGGACUUGGUCAAGCUCCUAAAUGGUGGCCACUGCAGGCUUUAUAAACGCAUGGUGAUGGUUUUCCCCCAGAUAGUAUUUGGUCCUUCACCAGGAUAUUAAGUAAGAGUGAUGUUCUCAAUCGCAUUGCUGGAGUGAACAUCAGCAUCUUAGCCGGAGACCGCCUUUUGCCCUUUAAGGUGUGUGAGACUCUCAGGAUGCAGACUAAGAAUAUUACUAUCCCUUGCAGUAUUUAUUCCUGGUGUUAACCAACGAAAUAAAUCUGGUGUUUGUAAGGGUGUUACAGUGUGUAACCAAAUAGCUUGCAGUCUAAUUCUAUGUAUGUCCUGUUCUACUUCUCCUGUGUUAUUUAUCCAGAUGCAAUAAGAGGUAUUUGCUACAGCACAGACCAUACUUUGUUGGGCUAAUAAAAAAAAUCUAAGGGUAUUUUGUUAUCUCAUGUCACCUUGGCUGAUGAGGUCAGAGAUUACUGUUGUGUUUUUAUUUCAUUAGCAACUUUGUCUGUUAUUUGUCCCAUAAUGAUUGAUAAGUUUCUUAAAGAUUUCUCCAGUUCAGCUAUACCAUAACUAGGAAUUAAAGCUACCAACCGUACCCUGAGUGUUGAACUAGUGGGUUUCUUUUUGACUCCUUCUAUAGUGUGUAACAAUUUAACAUUACCUUUACUAUAUAUAUAUAUAUAUAUAUUUUUACAAUAUUUGGAAACCCUGGUGGCGUAGUGGUUAAAUGCUACGACUGCUAACCAAAGGGUCGGCAGUUCGAAUCCACCAGGCGCUUCUUGGAAACUAUGGGGCAGUUCUACUCUGUCCUAUGGGGUUGCUAUGAGUCGGAAUUGACUCGAUGGCACUGGAUUUGGUUUUGGUUUGGUCUCAAUAUUUACUAGUAUCAUUACUGUGAAUAUCUAAAGGUAAUCCUAAAAUUCUCAAAGUGCGUUGCGCACACAUUCACCAGGAAUCUAAAAAAGAGAUUGCCCAUGUAAACUCACAGUCUGUUGGAAAGGCAUCAUUUAAAACCAGUAUAGUUGGAUUCACAACACAAAAAAUUUGUCUAGAGGAAACAGAAGGUAUAGAAAAAUUCACAACAACCAGAUUGUCUUUAGAGAAUACGUGAUUAACAAGGUGAUACAGGAUGUACCUCUCCUAUUGGAGGUCUUCAGUUAAUCUGUUUAAAACAUAUUAAGUGUUCUUUCGAGGGCAAGCUGUCCCUCCUUGGUCUACCUAUUAACAGUUAUGGGUCACUUUGUCAAAAGCAGCAGUGUCACAAAACUUUUUAUGAGAGAAGAACUUCUAAUUCAAGAGUAACAGUAUCUAUACCCACUAGUUAAAUAACUUAGGAGAAAGGAAAAUGGUUUCUUAAAUCUAGAAAGUAGGAUCUUAAAACAUCAGCAUUAUUCCCACAUAAAACCAUAGUUUCCUUUCGUUUACUCAGUCUUAUGUAGUUACUUUUGUUCUAUGUGAUUCUGGAUCAGCUACAGUCAGCUUCUGUAUAGGAAUUCUGGAAGUGUUAUUCAGUCUAGUCAAACUCCUUUUUGCAAGUCCAAUAUAGUCCAUCUUUUUGUUAGAUACUCUGGCAAAACAUUCCCAACAAAUCAGCAAAGUAAAAACUUACCUACAGGUAACAAAACUUAGUAUGGACAUGAUUAACUUAUAAAAAUAAUGCUCUUACAGUGAAAGACCUGAUAGAAAUUAAUUAAAAGCAUAACAUAAAGGCCAAAUAAAAUCAGUUAAAAAAAAAAAAACU